Molecule: messenger RNA, 1730 nt
Organism: Hydra vulgaris (swiftwater hydra)
Lineage: Eukaryota; Metazoa; Cnidaria; Hydrozoa; Anthoathecata; Hydridae
Source: RefSeq, a predicted model, not a curated record
UUAAAAUAAAUUAUUAUUAUAAAAUAUCAAAAAUCAUUUUAAAAAUGGAUGAACAGAAAAGUAAUUAUGAAGAAAUGAUGCUUGCUGAUGUUAGUAACUAUUUAUCUAAAUCUGUUUAUCGUCAUGACUGCACCCUAAAUGAUAAGCGGACAAUUAGACGAAAAGCAAAAAGGUUUAGAAUGGAGGAUAAUAAACUGCAACGCAAGAUAAAGAAGGACUUAUGGUUAGAAGUGGUUUUUAGCAAGGCGCAAAGAAAACAAAUUGUUAAUUCGUGUCAUAGCGAACCUACUGCUGGACAUCUUGGUAGAACACGAACUUUCUACAAGGUUGCAGAACGAUUUUACUGGCCAGGAAUUUUCAAAGAUGUAGAAAAUGCUGCUAAUGGCUUAGAUGAGCGGUUCAAUCAAACCAUUCAGUUAAUGCUUGUAAAGUUUUGCAAUGACCGGCACAGUACAUGGGAUACUCAUUUGGAUGCAUGUACUUUUGCAUACAAUACGUCAAAGCAGAAGUCUAUAAAAUACACUCCCUUUGAGUUAAUGUUUGGUAGAAAACCCAUACUUCCUAUUGAAUUUGAAGUUGCUGGUGAAUCUCCUGAAUCGUUGUUAUUUGAUUUUAACGCAAGACCUGAGAGUAGUCAACAUUUCAUGAACAAAAUAAUAGAGGAAAGAUCAUGUAUCCUAGAAAAAGCUAAAAAAAAUAUCGAAACAGCUCAAGAAAAACAGAAACUGCAUUAUAACAAGAAGCAUGCUAAUCCAUUUGUUUAUGCAAUUGGAUCCAAAGUCCUGAUCAAGGAUUUUUUGCGGAAAAAACGAAAAGAUGGAAAACUAGAUUUCAGAUGGCUUGGACCUUUCUGUAUUUUGAAAAAUUUAGGAAAGGGGUCAUAUCUCUUACAAGAGAUAGCCAUCUUAAAGGAAAAAAAGGUUAAUGGUGCUCACAUUAAGCCAUACAUUACUUGUGAUAUUAAUGUGGCAAUAACAGAGGCGGAUUCUUUUAAAGAAUGUAGUAAAAUUGAUAGUAGUCAUACAAAUCCAACAGCAAAGAAAAAAUGUUAUGAAACAAAUGUAUCCAAUAAAGAUCAGAGAAUUGAGAUAAGUACAAUUGAGGUGGAAACCUACAAAAUUGCAUCCAAAGAAACAAAAAAGGAGGUAUUGUGGAUAAAAAACAGUUUGUGUGAGUUGACAUCCAUUGAAAGAAAUAUUCUUAGGAGUGAGAAUGAGUGGCUAACAGAUAGCAUAAUUUUUGCCUCACGGAAUAUUUUAAAGGCACAGUCAUCAAUAGCUGGUUUCCAAGAUCCUAUUCUAGGAUUAAAUAUGGCAUUUCUUGCAAUGAAAAAUAGUUUUAUCCAGAUACUCCAUGAUGGAUAUGGACACUGGUUUACAAUUAGCAAUAUAGGAGCGCAAAAAAUGAAUGAAGUUUUUAUUUAUGACAGCAUGUUGAACUCUUUGAGUGAUCAAGGGAAAAAACAGAUUGCUGCCCUUUUGGUAUGUCCUGAGAAAAAAAUUAUCAUUAAAAUAAUGGAUGUUCAAAAACAGAAAGGAGGAAAUGAUUGCGGUUUAUUUGCUGUAGCUUUUGCUGCAGCUUUAACUAAGCAGAUACAACCAGAUCAUUGUUUGUUUAAACAAAAUCUGAUGCGGGAUCAUUUAUUGAAAAGCCUUCAAGAAACGGUUCUUUCCAUGUUUCCAACAGUGAAGAAUAAGCUGACAGAAAUAACACAAAAUAUGAUGUUUUAA